AUGCAAGAGGAGGAGGUCGUGAGGAAGAGGAAGAUGGCCCAGCAGCCCCAAGCAGGUGAGGAGGAAGGGGAAAGACCCACCCUGGACUGGGGUGGCGCCUGGAGCUCAGAGCUGGUGGUCCAUGAGCAGCUUCAGGGUAAGGAGAAGCCCCAGAAGUGCUUGAAAUGUGGGAAGAGCUUCAACCAGAAAUCCAACCUGAUCUGCCACAUGAGAAUCCACACGGGGGAGAGGCCCUAUAUAUGUGAGGAGUGUGGGAAGAGCUUCAGCCGGAGAUCCAACUUGACUGUCCACCUCAGGAGCCACACCAAGGAGAGGUCUUACAAGUGUGAGGAGUGUGGGAAGAGCUUCAGCCGGAUCUCCUGCCUGAUUGUCCACCUGAGGAGGCACACCGAGGAGAGGUCCUACAAGUGUGAGGAGUGUGGGAAGAGCUUCAGCCGGAUCUCCCACCUGACUGUCCACAUGAGGAGGCACACUGGGGAGAAACCCUACGAGUGUGAUAAAUGCAGAAAGGGGUUUCAGACCAGCUCUGGUCUCCUCAGGCACCAGCACACUCACACAGAGGAGAGGCCCUUCCUCUGCCCCGACUGUGGGAAAGGCUUCAAGUACAACUCCUCCCUUGUCAGCCACCAGCACAUGCACACCCAGGAGAGGCCCUAUGAGUGUCCCGACUGUGGGAAGAGAUUCACCCACAAGUCGAACCUGAUUGUCCACAAGAGGAUCCACACUGGCGAGAGGUCUUACGAGUGUGGGGAGUGUGGGAAAAGCUUCUGCCAGCGCUCCCACCUGAUCUACCACCUCAGGAGCCACACUGGGGAGAAGCCCUUCGAGUGUGAUAAAUGCAGGAAGAGGUUUCAGACCAGCUCUCAUCUUGUCAGGCACCAGAGGAUUCACACGGAUGAGCGGCCCUUUCGCUGCCCUGACUGCGGGAAGGGCUUCAGGGAUAACUCCACCCUCGUGACCCACCGGCGCAUCCACGCUGGGGAGAGGCCCUAUGAGUGUCCGGAGUGUGGGAAGAGCUUCUCUCAGAGCUCUAUCUUGAGCAGACACCAACGGAUCCACAAUGGGGAGAAGCCCCACAAGUGCUCAGAAUGUGGGAAGAGCUUUAGUAAGAGAUGCAACCUCCUCAUCCAUUGGAGAAUCCACACAGAGGUGCGGCCAUACAAGUGUCCCGAGUGUGGGAAGAGCUUCCGGACGAGCUCCCACCUGACUGUCCACCAGAGGAGCCACACCGGGGAGAAGCCCUUCAAGCGCAGACAGUGUGGGAAGAACUUCAGCAAGCGCUGCAACCUGAACUACCACCAGUGGAUCCACACUGGAGAGAGACCCUACGAGUGUGAUAAAUGCAGGAAGAGGUUUCAGACCAGUUCUCAUCUCCUCCAGCACCAGCCGAUUCACUCAGAUGAGAGGCCCUUCCGCUGCCCUGACUGCAGGAAGGGCUUCAAGGACAAUUCCACCCUCAUGAGGCACCGCUGCGUUCACACUGGAGAGAGGCCUGGGGCGAGGCCCUACGUGUGUGAUCAAUGUUCGAAGGCAUUUAAGACCAGCUCCCAUCUCCUGCUGCACCUGCGCACUCACACAGACGAGAGGCCUUUCUGCUGCCCCGACUGCGGGAAGGGCUUCCAGCACAACACCCACCUCACCAGCCACCGGCGCAUCCACACCGGGGAGACGCCCUAUGAGUGUCCUGAGUGUCGGAAGAGAUUCUGGCGUAGCUCAGCCUUGACCCACCAUCAAUGGAGACACCAAUAA
Messenger RNA from Melozone crissalis (California towhee), 1749 nucleotides. Its product is annotated as zinc finger protein 260-like. The record is from RefSeq and is a predicted model, not a curated record. The transcript is spliced from 3 exons. Gene Ontology annotation, cellular component: nucleus. Gene Ontology annotation, biological process: regulation of transcription by RNA polymerase II. Gene Ontology annotation, molecular function: RNA polymerase II transcription regulatory region sequence-specific DNA binding; DNA-binding transcription factor activity, RNA polymerase II-specific. The coding region runs from base 1 to 1749 and encodes 582 amino acids. Lineage: Eukaryota; Metazoa; Chordata; Aves; Passeriformes; Passerellidae.